This is a messenger RNA of Owenia fusiformis, 1832 nucleotides long. NCBI's taxonomy places the organism in Eukaryota, Metazoa, Annelida, Polychaeta, Sabellida, Oweniidae. The record is from the annotation of a GenBank genome assembly.
CCUUGGUCUUGAAAGUUCAUAAUAAUAUUUGAACAUGGCUGGAGAAGAAACACAGGCUCUGCAUAUUUCCGAACCCAGGGACAGAAGUAAGAAACAUGGUCCCUGUGGAUGCGAUACCUACCAUUGUUAUAAAUACAUUUUACUGGCCUAUGCAAUCUUAUUUCUGAUUGUGGGGAUCAUUUGCCUGGUUGCUGGUAUCUGGGGCAGUAUAAUCAAGCAGAACUACCACUCAGUCAAUGAUUUUCUGUCUAGUCCUGCGACAUUAGCUAUAAUCAUUGGUGUAGUUGUCAUCAUAACUGCCAUAUUAGGAAUAGUGGGUGUCAUCAAAGAACAUGUUACUCUGGUGAAAAUAUUCCUGGGGAUCAUCAUCAUUGUGCUGAUCAUCCAAGUCAUUGUUGGUAUCUUAGCCUUUGUCUACAGAGAGGAGAUUGCGAACUCUGAAUUAACGACCAAUCAGCUUCACUUUGCCAUUGAGAAGUAUGAGAAGCGUGAUGAGGUGACUAAAGCAGUUGACAGCCUACAGCAGAAGGUUGGUAAAAGUGCCAAGAACCAACUGAAGUUUGCUCUAGACAAAUAUGCAUAUGAUGACAGUGUAACAUAUGCUGUCAAUCAAAUUCAAGUGAAGUUGAAGUGUUGUGGAAUCGACAACUAUGGAGACUGGGACAAGAAUGAGGCCCUCGGUUGCAAGGGUAAUGGCACAUGUAGUGUUCCUGACAGUUGCUGUAAAGAAAUUGUGGAGGACUGUGGGAAAAAUGUAAGACAAAAUUACAGGAGUAGUGCUGAUGCAGGUUUGAGGUCCACGAUUUAUGUGAAUGGAUGUAAGACUCAGUUCCGCAACUGGGUGGAGACUCAUCUUGAUAUUGUCGGAGCCAUCGUUCUUGGUUUUGCGCUACCACAGGUGCUUGGUAUACUGAUCACAUGGCUUUACAAGGUGAAGCUGGAAGACAGGCAGUUCCUCUACAAAUACAGGCCAGAGCUAUUUACCUAAGAUACGUUGCAACAUCAGCCUAGCUUAUUUGAUGAAAGAACACAAUUUGGAGGGAAGAAACAACAUUUGAUAAUUUUUGAUAUUCAAUCAGCUUAAUCUUCAUAUUUGUUUAAAGAUCAUAUGCAAGCUUCAAUGAUAUGGGAAAGAGCAGGAGUUUGGAGAUCACUAAAUGAAUGGCAAUAAGUAAACUCCUAGAAAGUGCAAUUACUGGCUAUAUCUAUUUAUCCAGUAUUAUUAUCCAAAUGUUAUAAUCAUCCUGACAUCAGAUAUUCAAGCAGUAUAUUAUAGUGCAUAUUGAAGAGUUAAUAGUAAAAUGAAAUCUUCACAAUAUCUAUCAAAUACGGAAUACACAUACUAUGGUGGUCCCAUAUGUGUACAAAUCUGCAAAUUCCAUAUUUGAAAUUUAAAAUGCAAUAUCUGAAAUUGUGCAAUGCUUUAUCUGGAAAAUUACAAUCUCGUCUGAAAUACCUCAAUCCUAUAUCUGGAUUACUGCAAUCCUCCAUAAAUCUCAGAAAUGCACUGCACUUGCCAAUGUAAUAUAAUGUGACUAAUUAAAAGUUGCAGUUCAAAAAUUAGAUGAAAUACAUGAAUAAACCAUGGCCAACAGUUUUGGCUCACUUAUUGGGCGGUUUGAGGAUACUGGAAAGAAUGAAUAAACACAAUAGAUGGUCAUUGUGUACUAUUAUACAGUGAAACAGCUGCAGAUGUUUUCCAUAGCUGUAGAUGUUUUGUAUACAACAAAAGACUCAACACAGCUGAAGAUGUUCAAAGUGUACUAUAAUAGACUUAUCACAGUUGUAGAUGUUUAUAGCUGUAGAUGUAACACAGCUGCAGACAUUUAUGG